Molecule: messenger RNA, 1065 nt
Organism: Exophiala bonariae
Lineage: Eukaryota; Fungi; Ascomycota; Eurotiomycetes; Chaetothyriales; Herpotrichiellaceae
Exons: 2
Coding region: 1-1065 (354 amino acids)
Biological process (GO): heme biosynthetic process
Cellular component (GO): cytoplasm
Molecular function (GO): hydroxymethylbilane synthase activity
Source: RefSeq, a predicted model, not a curated record
AUGUCGAACACGGCUGUCUUGGAGGAAAAUGCUCUAUCUCAAAGCCUCGACCAUCAAAAGUCCACAACUUUGAACAUCGGAACCAGAAAAUCAAAAUUGGCUCUGGUGCAGACAGACCUGGUUGUGAAAGCCCUGACUGCUGCUUGUCCAGAUAAUGUCUACGCGAUCAAAGCUCGAGAUACUGCCGCAGGUGACAUCGAUAAAGUUACUCCUUUUAAGGAUAUGCCAGUCAAGAACAUUUGGACUCACGAGCUUGAGACUUUGAUGAUCGAGGGACAUCUCGAUAUCUUGGUUCAUUCCCUGAAAGAUGUGCCUACACUAUUGCCGCCAGGCUGUGAACUUGGCGCUGUGCUUGAUCGUGAAGAUCCUCGGGAUGCUUUCGUACUCAAGGCUGGGCGGGAGCCAAUUACUAUUGACAAGCUUCCUGCCGGCUCGGUGAUCGGGACGUCUUCUAUCCGCAGAACUGCACAGAUUGCCUGGAAAUAUCCUCACUUGGUUGUGAAAGAUAUGAGAGGCAACGUUGGGACACGGUUGGCCAAACUGGACGCCGAUGAUGGACAAUUCGAUGCAUUGAUUCUUGCGGCUGCUGGUCUUCUUCGACUGGACCUAGGGAACCGAAUCACUCAAUACUUGAGCUCAGAAAGUGGAGGUAUGCUAUAUGCUGUCGGACAAGGUGCCAUUGGAAUUGAAAGUCGAUCGAACGACCCACGUGUGCAGGCUUCGCUCAAACUUAUCGACCACCAAAGAACACAUUUGGCCAUCGCCGCUGAAAGAAGCUUGUUGAGAACACUCGAAGGAGGAUGCAGUGCUCCCUUAGGUGUAGAGACCAGUUGGCACCAGACCAAAGACGGCAAAACACUUCUCCAAAUGAAGUCCAAUGUCGUCAGCACGGACGGGAAAGAAUUUGCAGAAAUAGAUUUGAAGCAGGAAGUCAACACGAGAACUGAAGCAGAGUCGUUUGGUGUGUAUGCCGCCUCAGAAUUACUACACAAGGGUGCCGACAAGAUCCUCAAUGAGAUCAAGGCCAAGAAGCCAACCACAGUCACUGAUUUAAUUGAGACAUGA